UGCGCGCGCGGCGCUGCCAUCCGGGUCCUGCGUGCGGAGCGGGCGGGAAAUGGCGCCGGGCUGCGGGCCGGCCGCGGGGCGCCGCGGGGCCGCGCCGGGGCCCUGAGCCGCGGGCAGCGCCGGCCGCAGCUUUACAUGUGGUGCACAUGAAAAUGAGGCUGAGAACGCGGAAAGCUUCUCAGCAGUCGAAUCAGAUCCACGCACAACGUGCGCUGAGGGCCAAGAGGAAACAUUCGGAGGUGGAAGAGAGCUUGCCUGUUGGCGGAGGGAAACCACAGAAAAAUGAAACCGGCUUGUUGUCUUCAAUCAAGAAGUUUAUUAAGGGCAGCACACCCCAAGGAAGAAAGAGAAACCCUGCAAAAAGAAGUAGAAUUGAACGGGAUAUCGAUAACAACUUGAUCACAUCCACCCCUCAAACAGGAGAACAGCCUAACAAACCGAUCUCUCGAGUGCGGCGGAAAAGUCAGAUGAAUGGAGAAGCUGGAAGUUACGAAAUGACAAACCAACACGUAAAGCAGAACGGAAAAAUUAGAAGAUAAUCCUUCCACUGGCAGCCCCCACGAACUACGUUACUGGGAACCAUAUUUUCUCCUGUUUUCAAUUUUUCACCAGCAAAUAAAAAUGGAACAUCAGGAUCAGAUUCGCCCGGACAAGCUGUUGAAGCUGAAGAAAUAGUGAAACAGCUUGAUAGACAGGUAGAUGAGAUCACUACAAGUACUGCGACAUCGACCAAUGGAGCAGCCUAUACCAGCCAGGCGGCGCAGGUCCGGUCUGCUGUCAACAACGGCUUGGAAGAGGUAGAGGAAACCACUGACCGUGACCUGCCACCACUUACAGCACCAGUAUCUCCAGACAGUGGCUACUCAUCAGCUCACGCGGAAGACUAUGAAGAAGACUGGGAAGUUUUUGUCCCAAAAUCUGUAUUCCUUUGCAGAUCCUAUUUCAUCAAACAUGUUCCCCCACUAACGGAAGAACAACUGAACAGGAAGCCAGCUCUUCCACUCAAAACAAGAAGCCACCCUGAAUUCUCAUUAGUUAUAGACUUGGAUGAACAUUAAGUGCACUGUUGCCUAAAUGAGUUAUAAGAUGCUGCCACUCAACUUUCCCUGUUUCUUUUUCAAGAUUGUCAUUACCAGGUUUAUGUCCGGUUACGGCCAUUCUUCCGAGAAUUCCUGGAACGUAUGUCUCAGAUUUAUGAGAUCAUUCUUUUUACUGCUUCUAAGAAGGUGUAUGCAGACAAGUUAUUGAACAUACUAGACCCUAAAAAGCAAACUGUAUUUUGCUUUACUCACAGGCAUCGACUCUUCCGCGAGCAUUGUGUUUGUGUACAAGGGAAUUACAUAAAGGACUUAAACAUUCUCGGUAGAGAUCUCUCAAAAACGAUCAUCAUUGACAAUUCACCGCAAGCCUUUGCUUAUCAGCUUUCGAAUGGAAUUCCUAUAGAAAGCUGGUUCAUGGAUAAAAAUGACAACGAACUGCUAAAACUGAUUCCAUUUCUGGAGAAACUCGUAGAGCUGAACGAAGAUGUCCGACCUCACAUCCGAGACAGAUUUCGCUUGCAUGACUUGCUACCCCCCGACUAAAGCCUUCUGUCGAACCGCUGAAGGGGGAGAAAAUGCAGGACCCUUUUGGACUAAAACAAAACAUUGCCAUUACUGUUGAAAUUUUGCAUUUUUGUACCCCGUCUUGCUUUUCUUAUCUUUGGUGCCCGACAAUAAGCAAGGGUUACAGGAAGAGACUUUCUAUAUCUGAGAUUGGAUUCAUUCGGAACCACGCAGUCCAACACCGUAGGUAGGCGAGAACAGAAAAGUCUUUAGAACUAGUGCGACUCCAAUGAAAUUUUUUAUGUCCAGGACAUCUGCAGUUUAUAAAGAAUUCUGUUUCUGCCACCAGCAGUUUGACCUGUCGCGACACAGGAUUUUAUGAUACAACAGAGAUUGAAAAUGGACUCGUGUUUUCUCUCUGUUCGGUGCUCUAAGUGGGUUUGUAGCCACUUCUCUGUUACUUUCGAGAUUCUCAUUUCAACAGGAAUGGCCAGUACAAGUUGUUUUAUUUUUCCUGUUCAGGUUUAUAACCUUUUUACAUUUUUGACCUGUAUUAGACUAGAAGUUCAUUAUGCAUUCCUUUUAGUUGAGGCGCUUCAUAGUUUUUCUGGAAAUAGCCAAAUAUUCUUAGUUUUUUAUUAAACCGUUGGAUGGCCGUUUUCCUGCUUCGUCUGCCUGCAUCCUGUAUAUUUGUUUAAAAUAUUCUCUAGUUUUAGCCCACAUAAGUUUCAUUUAGAAAGGAAAAAAACCCCUGCAUUUAUAUUUUCUUUCUGUAAUAUUCUACUGUAGUCGAAAUCUUUUCAAAGAUCAAGAGACUGGCUAGAUAAGAAGAAUAUAAGAGUUACUAAUAUCCAGAAUAUUUUAAACUGUUGUGAUGGCGUGUACUCCGGACAGACAAGACCUGGCAGUGGCACAAACAAGGACGGACAAGGAAUACCUCAGACUGUACUGUGCGUGCAGAUCUUGACAGGAGAACAAGCUCGGUCCCCCGGUAGGUUUGCCGCGAUUCCAUCACCGCUGCCUUCUGUCUCCUGCAAGACCGAAGCAUUGCGCACAGUGGCUCAGUGUUGUAAGGUGGUUCGCAUGGGCUGGCGGUACCUCUGUGGCACUCGCCGUUACAAUCAGUUCUAGGCCCCGAGUGACAGCGCAGGGACCGGGCAGCAACCGUGCACAAUCCUGUGGUACCGUACACUCCCACGCCACUGGCGCGGCCCCUCCGCUCGGAGCGGCUCCUCCGCUCUAUGGAAAUAGUCUCUCAGCCUUGGGUCUCUAAUGCAGCCACUACCAGAGGUGGAUAUUUUUAUAACGGUGUGUAAUCUCCUUUUCCGGAGGCUUUUUAUGGAGGGUAUAAUUUGUUAAAAGUUAGGAUGCUUUGCCUCUCGACUGCAUUAACGCGCCACAGGCUCAGACUGUUUUUGUGUGAAAGAUGUCACAGAACGGCACUUUUUCUAAAGAGAAGUUUGAUAUUUUGUAUGCUUGUUAAGAAAGUACAGUAUUGGAAAUUAAAGGUGGACAACUGAUAAUUGAGAAGUAUGUCAAUUAAUUUUUUAUGUAUAUUACCUGUUUACUUGUACAAUUUUAUUGUACAAAUUACAUGCAGCUUCAUUUUCAAAUGAGUCCUUAAAAUAAGGAAAAUCUUUUUAGGAAGACAUUUAAUUUUUGUAUUUUUGAUUUUAAAAGGCAUGAGUUAUGUCAACUUUUUCCAGUGUAUUAAUGAAGAUUUUAACUUUUCAUCAGGUUGAGUGUUUUCUUACUAUAUUCUCUGUUGUGUACGUAGCUAGCACAUUGUGUCACUGAGCUGUUUAAAAUAGCAUGUAGAGCAAGCCUGUUUUGUGGAAAAUCCUUAUUCAUUAAAAAAAAAAAAAAUCAUCAUGGCAGAUUUUCUGCAAAACCAAGUGAAAACAUUUGCAAUUCAGAAUACUGAUUUUUUUUGUAUUUAAAGAAAAGUAUUUUGCUUGCAGGAAAGAAAUACUACAGAUUCAUUUUAAUGAGAAUCUUUUAAAUGUAUUUAUCUUUAGGGCAUCCGGGCAUCUUUACGCUGUUUGUCUUAUGUCUUUAUUGAAAUAAAAUGUACAUAACAUUACCUUUACACAUGCUUUUGCGCAGACGUGUGAGCCCUGUAGCCAUCCCGGUCCUUCCUGGGUUUAUGUCGACACGAUGGAUCUGAAAUGAAUGAUGGCUUUUGGAAGUGGUCGGCUUGGAUCUGAACUGCUGCUGGGUUUGCCAGCUUUUUUUCAGUCGUUCACUAAGAUGUGAAUCUAAAUUAAAGGGUUUUAAUUAGUUUAAUCCUUGUUUAAGGUGGAAUUUUUCCACGUUUCUCAAAGUCAUUGACGUAGUAGCACUGCUUUACAAGUCACCGGCCCACCAGAAAGCAGUGGUUUUUGUUAAGUAGCUCCUGGCUUUUCUCUGGCUGUAAGAGAAGGUCACCCGCUCCAAGAAUGUCCUCACCCACCGGAUGCUGUGCUUGGCUGAAACCAUUCCCAAAGUGCUUUCUUUAGUUAAGGAAACCAAAGCUUAUACUGCACUUUACAGCUGUAUCUGUGUUGUGAUAAUCAGGUCAGGAGGACAUUGAAGUGUGAAGUAAGGGGUUUAGUUCUGCAUAGAUGCACAACAGAAUAACAGAGUCUGCUUCGUAAACAUUAAAUAUGAAUAUUUUGAUGUGCUACAAGUCUGGUAUUUAUCAUUCUGAACUUCCUUUGCAGAAUGAGCCUACCUGCUUAUUAAUGUAAGCUCCUGAAAGUGUCAGAUGCUUCUGGCCUAAACCAUCUUUGCAGAGUUGUAAUCCAUCAGGUUUUAUUUUCAUCUCAUAAAGUCUCGCGGGUGAGGCUGCCCGUUCCUGAUGAGAGGCUGGAUGGUGCUGGGCACACCAAAGCUGACAUUGGUCCCCUGGGGGGGGCUAAGCUGUGUGCAUUACUUAUCUUGAAUGCAGAACUGUGCAACGCAAGCGGUCAGCCUUGUAGCUGGGUCAUUUAUUCCAAUUCUAUGUAUUUUUACAAAACAAAACGCCCUGUUUUCCGAAGUUCUUAAUGAUUUCAUUUGUGAUCUCGUGCUGGAUUGUGUGUAAAUUUUACCUGUCUGGAUGAAUUCUCUUCUAGGUUUGAGCAUUCUCCGUUCUGACAGCAAAACAAUAUCUUCUACACUUAUUUGAGCAACACGUGUUCGAUCUUCGUCUUUCCUCAGCUUGCUGUGUUGCUAGAACAGUGUUCCGCUUGGUCAUAGAACCUCCCUUUCCACCUUUGAUUCAUUCCACCAUCUGUCUGUGUAAGAAAGCAGUUGUUCAUUACUUUUGGAAUGUAUCAGAAAGCCUGAAUGUUUCAAGACCUCAUUAAAACCCUCCCCAAACACAAGCUGUGUCCCCCAAAGGCAUGCUAAGCAGGCGUAUCUUCUUCAAACAGAGCACUUAAUGCCUUAUCAGAGAUGGUCAGGUGUGUGAGUGUUGUGGUGGCGGAGGAUGGAAUGCUGGCGGGAGUGGUGCUGGCUCACUCCGCCACUAGCAGCAGAGCCGCCGGGACAGUUUCCUCUCGCAGCAAGAGUUGUUGAAGCACAUCGUGUCCCCUCACCGAGCGUGGUUCUUUCCACCAUCUGAGUUCCAGGGCAGUUGCACUGAUGGUUGGGUUGGCACAGCUGGUACCAUGUCCAGCCCCAGUGGGGAGAGGGACCACGAAGGAGCAGAGGAGGAGAAGCUGGAGUGGCUGGAAAUCUGCCCGGUCUGUCUGCUGGCUGCAGCAUCAUUAGUAAAUGAAAGCAAAUGAUGAGGUUCUUAACCUCACA
This is a messenger RNA of Cuculus canorus (common cuckoo), 5315 nucleotides long. It is a transcript of the gene CTDSPL2, whose product is annotated as CTD small phosphatase like 2. The record is from RefSeq and is a predicted model, not a curated record. Gene Ontology annotation, molecular function: phosphoprotein phosphatase activity. NCBI's taxonomy places the organism in Eukaryota, Metazoa, Chordata, Aves, Cuculiformes, Cuculidae.